UAGUUCUUACCUUUAUCCAACUGUAGCCAUCGAAUCGAGACUCCAAAGCUCUGGUAAUGGCGGAAGCUACGGACUCAGCACUAGUGAAGUAUGGAAUCGUAGGCGUCGGUAUGAUGGGGAGAGAACAUCUCAUAAAUCUUCACCAUCUCCGUGACCAAGGCGUCUCCGUUGUCUGCAUCGCCGAUCCUUACCCACCCUCCCAGCAACUCACCAUCGAACUUGCUCGCUCUUUUGGUUGGGAACCCAAGGUUUUCUCGGGACACAUGGAGUUGCUGAAGAGUGAAAUGUGCAACGUCAUUGUCGUGUCUUCUCCAAAUAUGGCUCAUUAUCAGAUUCUUAUGGACAUUCUCAAUUAUCCGAAGCCACAUCAUGUUCUUGUUGAAAAGCCUUUGUGCACCACUGUUGCAGAUUGCAGACAGGUUCUGGAUGCUGCAAAGAAAAGGACAGAUAUACUGGUGCAAGUUGGCCUAGAAUAUCGAUACAUGCCACCUGUAGCUAAGCUAAUCGAAAUAGUAAAAGGCGGAGGUAUCGGUAAAGUCAAGAUGGUCGCCAUCCGAGAACACAGAUUCCCAUUCUUGGUCAAGGUGGGCAAUUGGAAUAGGUUCAACGUUAACACUGGAGGUACUCUAGUAGAGAAAUGCUGCCAUUUCUUUGAUCUCAUGAGACUCUUUGCUGGUGCAAAUCCUGUUUCCAUCAUGGCUUCUGGGGGCAUGGAUGUGAACCAUAAGGACGAAGUGUAUGAUGGAAAGGUCCCUGAUAUAAUUGAUAACGCUUAUGUCAUCGUUGAAUUCAACAAUGGAUGUCGAGGGAUGCUCGAUCUUUGCAUGUUUGCUGAAGGAAGUAAAAAUGAGCAAGAAAUAUCUGUUGUCGGUGACACUGGAAAGGGGGAGGCAUUUGUUCCGGAGAGCAUUGUACGAUUUGGCACUCGCACUGAAGGAAGAGAAGGCGUUCAAACGCUAGAAGCCAAAGAUGAAAGGAUAAAAUAUGACGGGCUGCAUCAUGGAUCCAGUUUCCUGGAGCACCUCUACAUGUUAUCAGAGAUCAGAAAGGAAGGAAGGGAAAGAAGUGCAGCUGUGGGUUUGGAAGAUGGGCUGAUGUCUGUAGCCAUUGGAGUUGCCGCACAACUUUCAAUAGAGGAGCGUCGGCAUGUCAACAUCGACGAGGUGUUGUGUUAAAGCAUCAGCACGUCAUAAUACACUACAAAGAUUCUCCACGAGAGACUUGGAGAAACCUUUACUGCAAACGCAACAGAAUCUUCUUAUGAACUUGGGAGACAUUGUACAGACUGUUAUGUGUAUGGACUAAUAUAUGUUUAAAUGUAUU
Messenger RNA from Tarenaya hassleriana, 1323 nucleotides. RefSeq names its product inositol 2-dehydrogenase/D-chiro-inositol 3-dehydrogenase. Bases 57 to 1175 code for a protein of 372 amino acids. The record is from RefSeq and is a predicted model, not a curated record. Gene Ontology annotation, molecular function: nucleotide binding. Lineage: Eukaryota; Viridiplantae; Streptophyta; Magnoliopsida; Brassicales; Cleomaceae. The transcript is spliced from 7 exons.